Messenger RNA from Acanthamoeba castellanii str. Neff, 1011 nucleotides. RefSeq lists its product as uncharacterized. The transcript has 4 exons. NCBI's taxonomy places the organism in Eukaryota, Discosea, Longamoebia, Acanthamoebidae. The record is from RefSeq and is a predicted model, not a curated record. Bases 1 to 1011 code for a protein of 336 amino acids.
AUGUUUCCGAUGCGGCACCCGCUGAAUCCGAGCGGAUUGCUCACCUCGACCGAUGACGAUGCGCGAGGCGACAGCAGCGUGGCAGCGAUUCAGGCCAUCCUGCGCGAGGCCGCCCUCUACAAGCAACGCGCCACCCAGCAGGGCGCCACCGCCUACCUCGGGAAGGCGACAGCAGGCGAGCGAGGGGUGCCCGACCGCCGUUUCCUGCGAAACGUGAUCACCCACACGCUGGCCCACAACCGCGCUGGCGGCGGCGACCACGGCGGCACAGGGGACCGCUCGCCGUCGCGGCGGCGGCACCGAAGGAAGCACGACAACUCGGACACCGAUGACCACGAUCGGCGCGACGGCAGGCCAAGGCCCCGCAGCCGCGCCAGUGAUGAUGAUGAUGAUGGCUACCACGCGCGCAAGAGGUGCAACACCGGAUGCAGGAGCGGGCCAGCAGCGAAGAGGUCCGCGAGGAUCGGCGAGGCGCCGACAGCCGCGGAAGCGACACUGCGGCGGCAGACCACCGCCAAGCCGGUGGUGGAUAGUGGUGGUGCGCCGAGGACCGAGGACCAGCUGCGCCAGGCCCUGCUGCGUGCGAGAGAGGCCCACGAGCAGUCAGACGCACCCGCGACGACGACGACGACGACGGCGUCGGUGGGUCCGACCAAGGAGAUGGCGUUCGGCGGCAAGUGCGUGCGCGGGCGGGGCAACCGCAAGUUCCUGAAGCGCAAGCCGCAGAUCGAGGAGGACGAGGCCAGUUGGGAGCGCGGCGACGUCGGUGAGCGAAGCGAGGAGGGCGAUGACGGCGAUGGCGGUAGGAAGAAGAAGAGGAGGAGGAGGAGCCGAGAUCGUUCACCCACUUCAUCGUCAUCAUCGUCAUCGUCAGAAUCGGACAGCGAAGAAGAGAGGAAGCGAAAGAAGCGGCGAAAGAGGCGGAAGGAGCGAAAAGAGAAGAGGAAAGAGAAGAGGGACAAGAAGAAGCAUAAGAGAGAAAAGAAAAAGUCACCCACAUCCAAUAAAUAG